AAAGCCCGGUGCAUGUUUAUCCUUCACAAAGCACCUCCUGUGGGCUUCUGGAGAAAUGCAGGCUGAGUGCAGGCUUUCACUCAGGUUUUCUGCUUGGCUGGAGCCUCAAAACUCUUCUUUCACUGAUGAGGGAGCAAAGGCAGCAGCCCCAGCACAUCGCUGCUGUCACACGGAUGUGAUCAGCCCUGGGGCCCCAGCACGAGGGGCAGCUCCUUCCUGCAUGCCUGGCUGGGCACACGGAGGUCGGUGCUGGGCUGUACCUGCCUCCUGUUGUGAUGUGCUGCUGGAAGUCACGGACGGGCUCCUCCCAGCACAGUGCUGAGGCAGCUGGAGCAUGUUAAUAUUUCACACCUGUGGGGAGCCUGUGUGCAUCCUUUCAGAGCUGCUCAUAGCUGCAAUCUCUUAAGGGAGCAAAGGAAAAGCUCCAGAUGUGAACAUGAGGACAGGCGGGUGUGAUGCCGGCCUGAGCACCGGGUCUGGCUGCGGAGCGGCCUUAGGAUGUGAAGGUACGUGGGCUUCCCCCGGGAAUAUCCCGCACUUCAUUUUCUCUCUUUGUAGAUGGUGCUGCUGUGGAGCACGGAGCUGUUCCCCUCUCCUGAGGAUUGGCAGGAUCUGGAGGGCUCUGUCUACAGGCUGCUGGUGGUCCUCCUGCGCUGCCUGGCCACGCAGCGCCUGCCCCACUUCCUGCACCCGGAGCAGAACCUUUUCCAGGGGGAUCCACACCGCCUGGCCUCGCUCUACCCCAAGGUGGAGGCCUUUGCAUGGGACCCUGCACGCUUCCUCCGCUUCCACUUUGGCCUCCCAACGCGUGCCGAUGGCGUGCAGGCAGACCCAGCCCUCCGAGCCCUCCUGCAACUCCCUGCCAAGGAUGGGGCAUACUGGGACACGGCCUAUUUUGACGUCCUACUCAGCCAGCUGCAGGUGUACCAGAUCCAGGAUGCCACGCGCCGCUCAGCCAUGUCCCGGCUCCUCACCGAGCUCCGCAGAGACAUCCCACUGCAGAGCUGAGUGGGACUCACUGCCACCCCUUUGCUCGCUGUGGGGCGUGGGGAACCCAGGCUGUGGGGAACCCCAGGCUUUGUUGGAAAGGGAAGAAACCUUUCUGCUCCAAAGAUUGGCAGGAACUAGUCCAGCUCUGCCUCUCUCCCUGUGCUGAGACUUUGCAGAGCUUCCUGCAGCUGCACCUUUCCUCUUGGAUCUCGGCGAGUCCAGGCAAGCUGCAGGGCAGGGGAGCAGCAUGGAGCUGUGUGGCUUUAUUCAGGAAAGGUGGCACUGGGGAGCAGCACACGUCUGCAGCAGAUGGGUGGUGGUGCCGGUGAUGGAAAGGAUGGGAGGGGAGAAGGGCUGCAGCUGGAUCCUGUCCUCCUCCCCCCCACCGAACACAUUGGGCUGCUGCACCCCGCGCCAGGAGGGGUGGGGAGCAGGGUACUGGGAAAAGGAAGAAGGCUGUUGGCCACCUCUGUGCCGUGUCCUGUCGAUGUGCUGCUCCCUGUGGGCAUUUGCUCACAGCCUGCUGUGCUGGCAGUGCUGCAGGGCGUCUCGCAGGGCCCGCAGCAGGCGGUCCACGUUGUCCUGGGUCGCGUUGUAACCCAUGAGGCCGAUCCGCAGCACCUGGAGGAGAAGGGCAGGCUUC
This is a messenger RNA of Meleagris gallopavo (turkey), 1633 nucleotides long. The record is from RefSeq and is a predicted model, not a curated record. NCBI's taxonomy places the organism in Eukaryota, Metazoa, Chordata, Aves, Galliformes, Phasianidae.